AUGACGGACAGAACACUCUAUACGACUCCACCACGUUCUAAAACCUACGGACCCUCGCCCAUCUCACCAUCGAGCUCGGUCAAGCGUCGCACGGCACGUCGUCCAUGGCCCCAGGCUAGUACUUCUGCCACGCCGACGACUCCCUCGGCAGCGGUGACCGAUUGGCAACUCUCGGCGAUCGAAGUCAUGACCGAAUCAGGCCUCAUGCUCGCCCAUUCCUCGGCCUUGUUGUUCAAACCUCCGGCUAAAUUGAGGGGGUGGCGUGGGUUGAUCGCUCAGUGUCGACAGAUGACGGAUACGCCGGGGCAUCUGCAUAAUGAGCAGGGCGAGCGCGUCGAUUGGGAUUUGAGCGAGAGCCCAAGACCUGGUCGCUACAUCUACAAAGCUAGUGAGUCGGCGCUGGAGCUGAAGUGUGGAAGUGCAGUUUCCUUAAGAACUUUGAUACACUUCACAGUCGACGGCGGCGAAGUGAAACCCAAUCGGGUGUACGACCUCGUGCUCGAAGUGCGCCAGCGCGAACGCCUCGAAUCCAUCGGCGGCGACGCGAGCCUCCUCUUGCCUCUUGUACCCGCUUCGCCCGACCCAUCUUUUUCACCAGCUUCGACUGAAUCGAAUAUCAUGCGACGACCUUCCUUGACGAAGGAUCAACAUAAACACCAGUUGCAGCUGCAGCUUCGGAAACGUGAGUUCAAUCUCCACCCGUUGUCGUCGCUGGGCAGGCCGAGGCUGAAGAUCUUGACUACGCUCGAAAUUCAGACGAUGCUCUCCAUCCCCGGGGCUCAAUGGUGGAAGUCGCUCGAUUCAAGGUAAGUCCGGUACUCUAUCCAGGACUUCCACUUCUAACCAGCUGACACAAGCCACUCCCUCCUGUUUCAGAUCCCAACAUGUUCCACUGGUGCGUCAAGUCCCUCUCCAAGGCCAUCGUCGUCUCGGCGCAAAAGAGCGUCGACUUCCUAGAAGGCCUCCUCACCGACGAUGGAACAGAGGCGUCCUCCAACAAGGGUGUGCAGAAGCGGAUUGGCAGUUGA
This is a messenger RNA of Microbotryum saponariae, 1028 nucleotides long. NCBI's taxonomy places the organism in Eukaryota, Fungi, Basidiomycota, Microbotryomycetes, Microbotryales, Microbotryaceae. The record is from the annotation of a GenBank genome assembly.